Cebus imitator (Panamanian white-faced capuchin) is the source of this 8089-nucleotide messenger RNA. It is a transcript of the gene SPECC1, whose product is annotated as sperm antigen with calponin homology and coiled-coil domains 1. Bases 37 to 3273 code for a protein of 1078 amino acids. The transcript has 15 exons. Gene Ontology annotation, cellular component: filamentous actin; microtubule organizing center. Gene Ontology annotation, molecular function: protein binding. Gene Ontology annotation, biological process: actin cytoskeleton organization. The record is from RefSeq and is a predicted model, not a curated record. NCBI's taxonomy places the organism in Eukaryota, Metazoa, Chordata, Mammalia, Primates, Cebidae.
GUGACUAAGGCAGUGUGAUACAUUCUCCCGUGGUGCAUGGACUGGGACAGACCUACGAAGACAAACAUGCGGAGUGCAGCCAAGCCCUGGAGCCCAGCCAUCAGAGCAGGGGGCCAUGGCCCAGACCGGGUGCGGCCCUUGCCUGCGGCCUCUUCUGGAAUGAAGAGUUCUAAGUCUUCAACUUCACUGGCUUUUGAAUCUCGACUCAGCAGGCUCAAGAGGGCCAGCAGUGAGGACACGCUCAACAAGCCAGGAAGCACCGCCACAUCGGGGGUGGUUCGCCUGAAGAAGACCGCCACUGCUGGAGCCAUCUCAGAGCUUGCCGAGAGCCGCCUGAGGAGCGGCACAGGGGCCUUUACAACAACCAAACGGACAGGCAUUCCAGCACCACGGGAAUUUUCAGUGACUGUCUCAAGAGAGAGGUCUGUGCCACGUGGUCCCUCCAACCCCAGGAAAUCAGUGUCCAGUCCAACUUCUUCCAACACUCCCACUCCCACCAAACACCUGAGGACCCCUUCUGCAAAGCCCAAGCAAGACAAUGAAGGUGGAGAAAAGGCUGCACUUGAGUCCCAAGUUCGGGAACUUUUGGCAGAAGCCAAAGCAAAAGAUAGUGAAAUUAACAGGCUUCGAAGUGAGCUAAAGAAAUGCAAAGAGAAAAGGACUCUGAGCACUGAGGGGACUGAUGCUUUGGGCCCAAAUGGAGAUGCAACAUCAGUCUCCCCCGGUGACGUGGAACCUAUGAUAAGAGCUCUUGAGGAGAAGAACAAGAACUUUCAGAAAGAACUCUCUGAUCUAGAGGAAGAAAACCAGGCCCUGAAGGAGAAACUCAUCUAUCUUGAGCACUCCCCAAAUUCAGAAGGCGCAGCCAGUCACACUGGCGACAGCAGCUGCCCAACAUCCGUAACUCAAGAGUCAAGCUUUGGAAGCCCAACUGGAAAUCAGUUGUCCAGUGACAUUGAUGAGUAUAAAAAAAACAUACAUGGAAACUCAUUACGGACAUCAGGCUCCUCAAGUAGCGAUGUUACCAAAGCUUCUUUGUCACCAGAUGCCUCCGACUUUGAGCACAUAACAGCAGAGACACCCUCAAGGCCCCUGUCCUCGACCAGUAACCCCUUUAAGAGUUCAAAGUGUUCUACCACUGGGAGUUCCCCAAACAACGUAAGCGAAUUGUCCCUGGCUUCCCUCACAGAGAAGAUACAAAAGAUGGAAGAAAAUCACCAUAGCACUGCAGAAGAACUGCAGGCUACUCUACAAGAAUUAUCAGACCAGCAACAAAUGGUGCAAGAAUUGACAGCUGAAAAUGAGAAGCUGGUGGAUGAAAAGACAAUUUUAGAGACAUCCUUUCAUCAGCAUCGAGAGAGGGCAGAGCAGCUAAGUCAAGAAAAUGAGAAGCUGAUGACUCUUUUACAAGAGCGAGUAAAGAAUGAAGAACCUACCACUCAGGAAGGAAAAAUCCUUGAACUGGAGCAGAAGUGUACAGAUAUUCUUGAGCAGGGCCACUUUGAAAGAGAGAAGCUUCUCAAUAUUCAGCAACAGUUGACCUGUAGCUUGCGGAAGGUUGAGGAAGAAAACCAAGGAGCUUUAGAAAUGAUUAAACGCCUGAAGGAAGAAAAUGAAAAACUGAAUGAGUUUCUGGAACUGGAACGGCAUAAUAAUAACAUCAUGGCCAAAACUUUGGAAGAGUGUAGAGUUACCUUGGAAGGGCUAAAAACGGAGAAUGGAUCUUUGAAGUCUCAUUUGCAGGGUGAGAAGCAGAAAGCCACAGAGGCCACUGCCAUAGGGCAGAUGGCAGAGAGCUGCGAAGUUCAAGAAAUGUUGAAAGUAGCCCGAGCGGAGAAAGAUCUACUGGAACUGUCUUGCAAUGAGCUCAGACAAGAAUUACUAAAGGCAAAUGGUGAAAUUAAACAUGUUUCCAGCCUGCUGGCCAAGGUGGAAAAGGAUUAUUCAUACCUGAAGGAGAUAUGUGAUCACCAAGCAGAACAGCUAAGUAGGACCAGCCUAAAGCUGCAAGAAAAAGCUUCAGAGAGUGAUGCAGAGAUCAAAGACAUGAAAGAAACCAUAUUUGAAUUGGAAGAUCAGGUGGAACAGCACCGGGCUGUCAAGUUACACAAUAAUCAGCUUAUCAGUGAGCUAGAAAGUAAUGUGAUCAAGCUGGAGGAACAGAAGUCAGACUUGGAGAGGCAGCUAAAGACUUUGACCAAACAAAUGAAGGAGGAGACCGAGGAAUGGAGGCGGUUCCAGGCGGAUCUGCAGACCGCGGUGGUGGUGGCCAAUGACAUCAAGUGUGAGGCCCAGCAGGAGCUGCGCACCGUGAAGAGGAAGCUGCUGGAGGAGGAAGAGAAGAACGCCCGGCUGCAGAAGGAGCUGGGGGAUGUGCAGGGCCACGGCAGGGUGGUCGCCAACAGAGCCGCCCCUCCACCUGUGGAUGAAGAGCUGGAGUCCUCCGAGAUCGAUGCUGCUGGCCGGUGGCCUGGUGUCUGUGUUAACAGAACAUCUCCAACACCCCCAGAGUCCGCAACCACCGUUAAGUCACUUAUCAAGUCAUUUGACUUGGGACGCCCAGGUGGAGCUGGACAGAAUAUUUCUGUCCAUAAGACCCCCAGAAGUCCCCUAAGUGGGAUACCAGUGAGGACUGCUCCAGCAGCUGCUGUCUCUCCAAUGCAGAGGCAUUCAACUUACAGCAGUGUGCGGCCAGCCAGCAGAGGGGUGACUCAACGCUUGGACCUUCCCGACCUUCCUCUCUCAGAUAUUCUAAAGGGAAGGACUGAGGCCCUGAAGCCGGACCCGCACCUCCGCAAGAGUCCCUCACUGGAGUCACUGAGCAGACCCCCAUCUCUGGGCUUCGGGGACACAAGACUGCUGAGCGCUUCCACCAGGGCAUGGAAACCACAAAGCAAACUCAGUGUGGAAAGAAAAGACCCUUUGGCGGCCUUGGCCCGGGAAUAUGGCGGUUCCAAGCGCAAUGCUCUACUGAAAUGGUGCCAGAAAAAGACACAGGGUUAUGCGAACAUUGACAUCACCAAUUUCAGCAGCAGCUGGAGUGAUGGCCUGGCCUUCUGUGCUCUGCUCCACACCUACCUGCCUGCCCACAUCCCCUACCAGGAGCUGAACAGUCAGGAGAAAAAGAGGAAUCUAUUGUUGGCAUUUGAAGCAGCUGAAAGUGUAGGCAUCAAACCCAGCCUGGAACUCAGCGAGAUGCUGUACACGGACCGGCCCGACUGGCAGAGCGUGAUGCAGUAUGUGGCCCAAAUCUACAAGUACUUUGAGACGUAACCCUGGAGGGCCCGGAGCAGCCACCACUGCCACCUACUGCAGCGCCUGAUCACUGUCCACUGACCCUGCUCUGCCCACCACCCGGCUGCCUAGACGUCAAAGACAGGCUCAAUCCAAGCAGACCUACACCCAAAUAAGAAACAGGGUGGGUCCCACGGCAUACCUGCCUCAAAUGCAAACCCAGCUGGACUGUAAAUUGGGGACACUUUGUUCUCCCUCAGGAUGCUUCUAAAGAGGGCAGCCUCCCUCCUUCCAGACCAAGACCCCACACCCAGGAUUGUUUUGCUGAUUACGCUGGGUGACUGAACACAUCAUCUGCAGAAAUUCAGACAAACAACAUCUCCAAAUCAGUCUUUGGGUUGUUUUUGUUGUUAAAAAUAUCCUGGCUUUGCCUUUAUGAAACCUUUGCCUUUGGCUGGGUGUGGUAGCUUGUGGCUGUAAUCCCAGCACUUUAGGAAGCCAAGGCAGUAGGAUAAUUUGAGCCCAGGAGUUCAAGGCUGCAGUGAGCUAUGAGCAUACCACUGCACUCCAGCCUGUGUGAAAGAGCCAGACCCUGUUGCAAAAAAACAAUAAACAAAAAGCAAAAUUUUGCCCCUAUAAACCUUCCCUCCUUUCCCCGCUCCAAAAUAAAAACCAGCAGAACAGAAAAAAUAAACAUUUAUUCCAGGGCAACCUGGAAGCCUGUGCUCGCUCAGCCUUUUGGGAAGAGGUAGGAGUUCUAGGUAACAAUGUUAACACCUAGAACUUGAUUCAUUUUUAGUUCUCACAGUUCCUUAUUUGGUUCAUUGUAGCAAAAGGAAACCCUGUGAGAAUGCAAGAGAGCCCUUGGCUGCUUUGCUCGAGGGUCCCUGGAGGUGCCCCACACCUCUGCCCACCACAGUCUGUGUGGUCCCGAGGGCUGGCAGCUUUCACACUAGGGAAAAUGCAGUCCUCGUUGCCCCCACCUUUGUCCUCCCAUUCGUUGACACCCACACAGGCUUGUCCCCCACAGCAUUUGACAGGAGGUCACAUGUGGGAAUGGCCUGUGUCUGCUUUGCAGGGUUGAGCAGGCUGAGGGCAUGUGCUUCUGGGGAUGCUGUGCUGACGGCAAAUCCCGACAGUAUUUCAGCUCUGGACUGACUUGGCCUUCAGUGCUUCCCCAGGCCUCAUGUUGGCAUGGGAAAAAGAAGCCUUUGGGAGUGGGUGGUGAGGGCCCGUUUAUAAUUAACAAAGAAGAAUGUAGUUGCUCCUGACACCCUACUGGUCUCCUUAAGUGGCAGCAGAGCCCUUGAGCCGCCCCAGUCCCUCAGAAGAGCUCGGUCUGGCCUGGGUGCCCAUCUGGUGUCUCUGCGGUGUUCUGGGCAGAUCUAUGUGCACUACACAACGAGUAAGGGUGUGGCUCAUACAGGUGGUUGAGGGAAAUGGGUAAUGCCCAUCCCUUGCUGUUUUAAGUGCCAAAUAGCCUGUUAGUGCCCCUCCAACAAAGGAUCAUCCUUUCAGUAAGUCACUGUGAAAGACAGUGACUACCAUUACCACUCAAAGUACAUCUCUGAUUGCUGAUCUGAGCCACUGGUUCAGAGCCAAGUUCUAGAGGCUGCAGGUCCAGCCCCUUAUUCCUGGAGAAGCAAGAGCUCAGUCCCGCUCUCCAAGCCAGACCUUUGCAGAGAUGGCAGCUGGCUGCACGGGUCAGGGGAUCCCUGAUUCUCAAGCCACCUUGAGACGAGAGACUCCGCCCCAGCCCUGUGAGUGCAUCCCAGCUGCGGCUCUGCAGCACAACUGCAGGGCACCCUUUUGAAAACUCUUGGCUGCCCCAGUUGGUUAUAUCAGAAUGUAUGGAAUGGGACCAGAGAUGCUGUCUACAUGUUUUGAAGGUUCUUUAGGCGACUGAAGCACAGCUGCAUGGAGAACCACUGAGGGGCGGAUACCUUUCCCUGGCAGCCCCAAGGCAGGCAGCCUGCGGGAACUCCUGAGCAGCUUUUUGGCGAUGGUCAUUACAUCACCCAUGCCUCUGUAUUUAAAUGAAACUUGAGAUACAGUCAGAACCAAUUCAACCUGUAAGUUAUUACUUCUGCUGCUUCAGGCACUUGUCUGAAGCAUUUUUUAUUAACCCUGCAUUUCUACUUUGCACACCAGUAAAGUGGGGAAAAGUAAUGUCCAAAGUAGUUCAGUUGAGCUGGAAUUCCUCCAGGGUUUUAUGUGGGGAGGCAGUUGCUGCCUUGGGAUACCCAGAGUGGGGGUAGGUGUUUUCUGAGAUUGGCCCGGUUACUUAUUUUUAUUUUUUAUUUUGAGACAGAGUUUCAUUCUUAUUGCCCAGGUUGGAGUGCAGUGGCGCAGUCUCAGCUCACUGCAACCUCUGCCUCCCAGGUUUAAGCAGUUCUCCUGCUUCAGCCUCCCAAGUAUCUGGGUUUACAGGUGUCACUACUACACCUGGCUACUUUUUUUGUAUUUUUAGUAGAGGGGGUUCCACCAUGUUGGCAAGGCUGGUCUUGAACUCCUGACUGCAAGUGAUCCACCCACCUCAGCUUCCCAAAAUGCUGGGAUUACGGGUGUGGGCCCCUGUGCCUGGCUGUUUUUUGUUUGUUUGUUUGUUUUUUGAGACAGAGUCUUGCUCUGUUGCUCAGGUUGGAGUGCCAGUGGUGCUAUUUCGGCUCACUCAGGUAUGAGUCACCGCACCUGGCCUGUGAUUGGCUCUGUUAUGAGUGAUUACAUGUAAACCAUCUAGAACCAACUUUGGGCAAUGGUGUUGUGGUUUCCCUCCCUCCACGCUGGGACCAUACCAGCCCCUCUCCCAUGGGAUCCCAAGUUGCCAAUCACUGUGGCCAAACUUCCCAUUUUUGUCUGUAUCCUGCUCUUUAGAUUAAAAAAAAGGAAAGAAACAUGAAAGGCCAUGUGCAAUUUAUUUUUGUAAUUUAAGGAGAUUCCCCAACUACCAUUUUCUCUGCCAAUGAGUGUGCAUGUAAAAGAGGAAUGCCAUGUUCUGUCCACAGAAAUACACAUGGUGGUCAGGCGUAGUGGCUCAUGCCUGUAAUCUCAGCACUUUGGGAGGCUGAGGUGGGAGGACUGCUUGAGCCCAGGAUUUUGAGACCAGCCUGGGCAACAUGACAAGACUCUGACUCUAUAAAAAAAAAAUUUUUUUUUUUUUUUUUUUAGAAAGCGUCUCACUCCAUCGCCCAGGCUGUAGUGCAGUGGCGUGAUCGCGGCUCACUGCAACCUCCGCCUCCCAAGUUCAAGCAAUUCUGCCUCAGCCUCCUGAGUAGCUGGGAUUACAGGUGCAUGCCACCAAGCCUGGCAAAUUUUUGUAUUUUUAGUAGAAACAGGGUUUCACUAUGUUGGCCAGGCUGGUCUUGGACUCCUGACCUCAAGUGAUCUGCCUGCCUCAGCCUCCCAAAGUGCUAGGAUUACAGGUACCGUGCCUGGCCCAAAAUUUUUUUUAAAAAUUAGUUGAAUACAAUGAUACAUACCUGUAGUCUCAGCUGCUUGGGAGGCUGAGGCAGGAGCAUCACUGAGCCCAGGAGUUGGAGGCUGCAGUAAGCUGUGUUGUGCCACUGUACUCUGGCCUGGGAAAAAAAAGCGAGACCCUGUCACACACAGAAAAGAAAUACACAUGGUGUUUAGGGGAAGGGCAGGUUCUGCUGGGGUCCUGGAGCUGUGACUGAUGGCCUCAGGACUUGAGGAAUAGGCCUUCUAGCACAGCAGCAAGUAGGCUCCCCCAAGCCAUUGGCUGGCAUGAAGGUGCAGGACCUGGGGGAGGCAGUCCCACCACAGCUAGGCCAAGGGGUAGGGUUUUUAGGUCUGUUUUUAACAGAGCUUAGAGCACCAGGUGAAGGUGGAAAGUUGAUAAACUGGGAAAACAAGGUGAGCAUCUUACAUUUUCUUUAGCAGAGUAUGCCAUUCCCAGUUUCUCUCCUGAGACUUUCAGAGGCCACAACAACCACGUUUCUUUCCCUCUUUCCUCAGCCAGUACAUAGUCAUUUAAAAUUCUUUGGUUGUUCUGCAGAUUCUUUUUUUAAUGUGUAAAUUUUAAAUGAAAAGACAUCUGCAAAAUGCAAGCUCCAGUAGAGUGGGGGAGUUUUUCAAGGCGAGAAGUUGCUGUUCUCUGCAUUGAACAUGGAUUGAAUUUUUCCUGUCUGAUUGUAGCCCAUGGUCCCCACCUUGUGGGGGUAACAUUCUCAGGAACUUCUCUUGUCCUAGCCCUUCUCAUUUCAAAAACAAUAUUAGUCUUUUGUUUCCCUUUUUCAUUCAGUUGUUGUUUUACAACUUUUGUAGAGACCGACCCAAGUAGAUGCUGGUGGGUGUUGGACAAAAACACACAUCCCCAGGGGUAAGCCAUCCAGUGGUGAGGAACCUCUCCCAUGUUCUCUUUCCUGCUGCCCACAGAGACUGCCUUAGUCUCCACCUCCUCUUCCCCACUGAGGGGCAGCUUGUGGAGAUGGAGGACUCAGGCCCCUAGAUGCAGAACCCCUGCCAAGUCCAGCAAUAGUUCUCACCCUUCCAAAGCUCGAGUGCCAUUUUGAGAUGACCUACCAGUGACAUGCAGUGAAGGAUAUAACCUCAUAGCCCUUUUAGAAGCAUUUCCAAUUGCUACCAAUGCCACUGGGCAUUUCACUCCUCUAACCCAGGUUAGAGUUUUGCUAAAUCUGUAGCAUCCUAAGUAGCAUACUAAUUUUAACUACAUUAGUUGAAUGCAGUUGAUACAUCUGUGGCCUCCUGUCUAUAAAGAGCACACUAGAUUGUAACCCGCACUGUUAGGAUAUGACAUGCUUAUUCGAUGUCUUUAUUCACAGGAAAGUGUAUGAUAAAUGACUAAUAUUUCUAAUAAAUAUAUUUUGUUUCUGAU